This is a messenger RNA of Vicugna pacos (alpaca), 1215 nucleotides long. NCBI's taxonomy places the organism in Eukaryota, Metazoa, Chordata, Mammalia, Artiodactyla, Camelidae. The record is from RefSeq and is a predicted model, not a curated record.
ACUUUCCCUUUUGAAUUUGGGGGUACAUCUGGGCCCAGAGGAGGCUGGUUAUUCCUCAGACGCACAGCUGGUGACUGGAUCCGCGCAGUUGAGAACAUCUGGGUCUGGUUCACACUCAGCCAGAGGGAGACUCCUGGGGUGAAGCCACACCUCCUUCGAGCCUGAUGCAGAUUGGUGAGCUGAAGUGACGGCGCUGACACCCCGCUGCUGGCACCAUGACAUCAGUAGGCCUCCUUUACUGCCUAGAUAAGGAGUGGUUUUUUGAGACUGUCAUUGAGUGCCUCUGGAACAUAUUGAACAGCGAGGAACUCCUACACCUGCUGACUGAAGUCCUAAAUAGAUUUGAGGAUGAGGAAAAUUUAUCAAGGUUAAAGAAGUUUCCUCAGGUAAAACGAGAGCUUGAGGAAACCAUAGGAAAGCUCCGUGCACUUGCAGACAAGGUGGGCAAGGUUCACAGGGACUGCACCAUCUCCCAGGUGGCAGCCUCCUCUGCUGGUGUUGCGUCUGGCAUCCUGGCCAUCGCUGGCCUGGCUCUGGCACCUGUGACAGCGGGGGUCAGCCUGGCACUCUUGGCAACUGGGUUAGGGCUGGGGGCUGCAUCUGCCGUGACCAGUGUGGCCACCAGUGUCGUGGAACAUGUUGUCACGUCAUCAGCAGAAACUGAAGCCAAUGACCUAAUGUCAACUGCCAUCAACAGAUGGAAAAUCGUCAAGGAGGUUCUACUGCAGCGCCAGUCCCAAAUUGUUUCUGCAGCAGAGACACUCAAAGAAGCCGUGCUACAGAUUGAAAAGAUUAUCCAGGCCAUCGAGCUGCUCAGAGCCAACCCUGGCUUAGCAGCAGAUGUGCAGCGCUUCCUGACCACUGGGCAAAUCUCAGUCCAAAGCAGCAGGCAGGUGCAGGAAGUUCUUAAAGGCACAGCUCUGGCAAUGAGCACAGGAGCCCGGGUCAUUGGUAUGGCCGCUGCAGGUGUCUCCCUUCUGCUGAAUGUGGGCUUCCUUGUGAAAGAGUCACUGCACUUGCAUGAGGGGGCAAAGACGGAGUCGGCUGAACGGCUAAGACAGCGGGCCCUGGAGCUGGAGAGAAGGUUGGAGGAGCUCACUCAGACCUACGAGAGUCUGCUGUAGGGUCCGAGUCUCCCUCAGUCCCCCGACCCAGAGCAGUGCAGGGAGCAGAGGCAUGUGAGUGGCCAACAUGCAGAGGUAGCUUUUAAGAGGG